GGUUACUCUUUCUCUUAAAGCUAAAGAUUCCGAAGCCGUGCUAAGAAUAAAUGUUGUACUAGAAUCUUCUGUCGCUAGUUCUUGUUUUGUAUAUUGAGUUGAUCCUGUUUACUGUUCUUGCGAAGAAAUAAGUCUCUUCGUCUCGUUCUCGGUGCAGAUAUAAUUAUCAUCUCGACUGCUCCAGACACCUCAACUUCGUGGAAGACAAGAAUGCUCUGAUGGCUUAUCAUUUUUCACCCUUCAUCAAGAUCUCCAACACUUCUACUAACGUUGUUCUGCUUUUCCUCCUUCGUCUCCUGUCCUGCGUGUUUUUGAUCCUCAGUUGCAACGACCCGCAGACCACCCUCCCCGUGCGCGCCGCCCCCAUCUGGGAAGAGGAACAGGGCCUGGCUUUUCUGUACGCAAACGAGACACACAACCGGCAUGAGCUCCUGCGCCGCACUAUCGCGGGGAAAAAUUCCCCCUCCCCAUAUCGAAAAGGUACGUCGCAGACAAUUUGUAAUGCUGAUUUGGGACCACAAAUCAUCUCUGUCUUGCAAGAAGGCAACUCCACAGGCUCCGCCGCAUUAUGCAGGCGGUUUGUGAUGCUGUCUGGCCUAGCUAUAGCGCACACGUUUCUCAUGCUAAGCGCCUAGGUCAAAACCUCUCUACUCAGGUUUGGCGUGGCCCUGCAGUCCUCUUCAGCAAGACAAAUCUGACUUGUGUACGCAAAUCCAGCAACACAGACUUCGUCUCGAUAUGGGGAGGGGGGAUUUUUCAUUUUGAUACGCACGCAGGCGUUGGUCCGCCAGCAGAUGGGCCGGGACCGCAGAAUUUACUGGCUCACCGUGGAGCAGCGCUUCGCCCGGCAGCAGCGAAAGCGGGAGUUGCUCCAGCGAAUCUACACACAGGACUGGAAAAAUCGCAUUUUUGAGAAUGGUCAGGAAGAGAAAGAACAACAGCGUCAGGAGGAGCGAGAUAAGUCGCUCCGUUCGCACAGCCAUUUAUCUACAGCUGAAAUUGCGGAGCUAUACACCGACGCGCCGACCGCUGCCGAGGAGUUUGAGUUUCAGAAAAACGCCUUCCUCGCGCAACACGGGGACAUCCACGAUGGCAGCAGUACGUCUAGCACGACGAGGACUUCAUCAGAUUCAGCAGCAGGCACGGUGGAACAAGAACGGCCUCAUCUUGACAAUGCUGCAGCUACUACAGGAACGACCAAUAGUGCGCCGUCAAAGCUGUCCGCAAUGAAGGCGACGCUGGGGCGUGACGAAAGAGAUAGUUCUUCUGCCGGCAGCACGUCAUCUGUCGUACUAGCAGAGAGUACCAGAAUUCCGGACCACGGAGAUGCGACUACAAGCGAGGAGCAGCUCGCGCGCUACGGCGGGGCGAAACGCGCGAGAAGUACUUCUGCUGCAAACGGAGCUGCGAAUAAAGCCAGUGGGGUACUAGGUCCUACAUCAAAUACUGCAACUACAGGUACUUCUAACCAGAAACCAUUUUCCGGCACUACUUCUUCUACUCCUGCAGUAGAUCCCGACCAGUACCUCCGGCUCCUCCAACAGCGUCCUCCGGGGCUCGUAUGCAUUGCAAUCAUGUCUGGGUCUGGGAGGCUGGGACUUGUGAUGCAGACUCUGGAACACACAAGAAUUUGUGUUGCAUGAGCGCCAAAAGCUGCCCAAGUACAGAGUUUCGCAUGCAAGACAGGCAUCCUGAGGCGUGCUCAAAACCUCUGAUGCUUUUGCCUGCAUCAGACACCAUUUUCGUGAUCCGAAAUAUGCACGACAAAUCUCGCAACCCCAGACAUAUUUGCAUUUGAUAGCUCGUGUCUGGCUACAAGAACGAGCACCGAGUCGAAAUCGACGGGCACAAGCUCACCUUUUGCGGGCUGGACCAGCUCUGUCUCGGCAGCGCCUGCGAGUACGCGGGCGGGAAUAUCUAUGGAUGUGUCAGGUUUGAAAUCGUCAAAGUUGAAAUAGUUUGUCAUGCAUAAAACGGACACCAGUUAGGCCUGCAGUUUGUAGUCGGUGCAUGACAAAUUUUCCCGGUCCUGGAAGCGAGUCUGUCACGCGGUUUAGGGCAAAAGAGCUGCCUUCUGUCAUGCUAACCAGCAGCCCAAUUCUUGACCCUUACCAGCACUAGAAUCUGCCUCCCUUGCGCAUUCUGCAAUAGAGUCAGUCUUUGUGUCGCAUUUUAUGCAUGACAAACCAUUUCAACUUUGAGGAUUUCAAUCCUGACACAUCCAUAAUAUCACGUCGGACGGGACGGUUUGGGUCGGACAGGACUCGGUAUCAAAUGCAAAAAUGUCUGGGUCCGGAAGGUAACCAGGUUUGUCAUGCAUAUUUUGCAUGACCCAUGAUGCUUGGAAAGCAUGGCCUAGCAUCACAGACUUGUGGAGCGCAUCCUGAUGGCUGUCCCGCAUGACAAAUGCCCUUCCCGCGUAGUACAAAGUGAGGUCCUCUUUCUGGUCAUGCAAUACAAAUGUUUUUAGGAUCCGAAGAUAGCAUCACAAGUUGCAACCUUCCAGACCCAGACAUUUUUGCAUUUGAUACUCGGUUGCUUGGUACAACGAAACCUCCUGUGGCCGGUUUUGUAGCUGCAAGUCCAUUUCGAAUCACGUUGAGGAACUAGAAAAAGAGAGACAGAACGACCGCAAGCAGCCGGUCGUGGUCGUAGAUUACAGUGGCCACGGGGCUGACGGUCUCUUCGAGUACCCUUCAACAUCUACCUCCGCCGACGAAAUAAACUCAGACCAAAUAAACCUCCGCCGCCUGAUCACCAAGGAGCAAAACUUGCAAUCCGAGAACACGUGGCGGAUUGCGCACAAAACCGACGGGUGCGGCGGCACGAUCAUCCCGACGCGGACGAUCUUUCUCAACCGACCGAUGAUGAGUGGCCACCUCGGCUACGGAUCCCGGAUCAACACCUGGCUCCGGGUCACCAACCUCGCCAUCCACGUGGGCCACGGGUUCCAGUUGUCCCAGCACUCCUGUCCGGUGGAGCACCGCGGCCACCCGCACUGCUUCUUCCUAUGAACUGCAGGAGUAUCGUAUUCGUAUUGCAAUCAUGCAUUGCAAAUCUUUUUCUUGAGGUAAACCCGCAUUACAAAUUUUCUUUCUCAUGCUGAGGAAAUUUGUAAUGCAUUUAUACGAGUACGAUCGAUACUUUUGCAAUGCAUACUUCCAGCCGGCCAGCAAGUGCGGGCGCCAGUUCCGCACCAUGAACAGCGACGGGUGGGUAUCACACAGAAAAAAGCUAGCAGGGCAUAUUUGUAAUGCAAAAAUAAAUACACAAAAAAUGCAUAUCCGAAACAGCAUGCUAUGGGGCCACCCAUAGCAAAUUUUUUUGUGUACUUAUUUUUGCAUUACAAAUAUGCCCUGUCAGCUUUUUUGUUUUUCUCUGGGAUAGUCGGUCUUCGAACCGGAUUACUACGCGGCCUGCCGGUAUGGAAGCGUCAGGUUUGAAAUCGACAAAGCUGAAAUGAUUUGUCAUGCAUAAAAUGCAAGGCAUGAAGCGCCUGUCUUGCCGGGAUGGCAAGCGAGGCCGACCGUCAGCCUGUUUAGGGUUUGAAAUAGAGCUGCUAAAGUGGCAUGACAACAGCAGUCGCUUGUGCCCAAACAGCAUGACAAAUUGGAUUCCGGUGCUCGGAAAAUUUGUCAUGCACCGCUUGGAAAUUGGGCUUCCAGUUCCAACUGGCAUCGAUUUUGUGCAUUACAAGUUAUUUCAACUUUGACGAUUUCAAUCCUGACGCUUCCAUAGCCGGUUCUUGCUGGGGGAACAAGCCCCGCGGGAGGAGAUGGACGUGUGUUCGCGGGACGAACUGUACAUGUACCGGGCGAUUGCGCGCCGCGUGUUGAAGGUGCAGCCGGACGUUUUACACGUGAUUCUGGAGAAGUACAUCUUGUCCUCGGAAAACCUGAAGCAGUACCGGUUUGUAUUACAGUGAAAAGUGCCCCCCACCCCUAAAUUGCAGAAAUUUGUAAUGCGAAGUUUCCAAAUGAAAACUUUUUGCCAUGCAUGAAAGGAGUGUGAAUCUUUCUGAUGCAGAAUGUAGGCGCGUAUCGCAUCGCUUGCAUGACAAGUGCCGCUCUUGCUGGGGUCUUUUGCAAUACAAACUUUUGCUAUUCACGAUUGAAAACCUGUGACGCUGAUAGAUGCAAGAGGGCGAGUGUUUCAUUUGGAAAGGUUUGCAAUACAAAUGCUCCCAAGUUCGGGGGUGGAGGCAUUUUUCAUUGUAAUAGUUUGCAGACUUGGUGAACAAGCAGGUGGGACGAGAUUUUACUACUGCAACUCAGCAGGAUCAUCAUGUCGUGGGGCAGCAGAAGCAACAUCAGGAGAGUGGUGAUAGGAUGUUGAUGGCCGCCAAGAACGUGGUCGGUGUAGCUGGUCGUGUAGCAUCCUCAAGAACAGAGGGUGGUACACUUUCUACAACCGCAGAAGUACAAGUGUCCUCGAACUAUAACGAUUUCCAUUCCUGGGUGGGGGUCUUGGAAGAAGCUGGAACUACUACCGACGACGCGCACCACGAAGAAGACCCGUCUUUCGUGGUGGACACGAAAAGUAGUAGAACAGGCGGGAUUUCAUCUACGACAACAGAGCUGCAAGGCGAUGUUGACCAAAUUUUCCAAGACGCCGUGGUGCUGCGUCCGUUCGCCGGGAUGCAUAUUCGAUCAACGGACAACGUUGGCCGCUUUCGGCACGGGGUUUGCCACUACGCCGACAAGCUGGAGCUGAUGAUGCGAUUUUACUCUCCGGAUCGAAAGGAAAGGGAGCGGUUGCUGAAGACGCCCGGCGGGUGGCACAACAGCCUGGAACGGCUGUAUGAGGACGGAAGUAUAAACUUGCACUUAAUUUAUUUUUUUGGGCUCUUGUGAUGUAGAAAAGAACGAGGAAUUCAGACUCGCUUCUCAGUCUGCAUUGACUGACGUCACUUGUUCGGAGUACCGUUAAAAGUAGUUUGAUCGAUCAUGGUCGAAAACUUGAGAAGCUUCUAUGAGCUUAUGCCAAAUAAUUCUAAAAGUAAAUGUUCAAGUAAAACAGUAUCUAUUUCUCCAGAUCUGAACCCGUAUUCCAUGCACGUGAAGAAGAAGAAGGAGUUCAGCAUGACGGAAUUGCUGGAGGGCCGCUACAAGGGCGAAUCGGAUUACGAAGAUUUGCAGCAUAAGGAACUGAAGGCGCGUAACAAGGUCGCUUCCGUAAUGGACGACACCACGUCCGAGGUGGACCGCUUGCGCAAUUUGCGCGAAUUCCGAAGUACACACAAGGAAAAGACGUUGAACAGGGCUGAGCAGCAAGACGGGGGUGCAGCACACGAUACUACAACUACAGCCGAGAGAACUUCUGAAGACGAAGUACAAGAAAAACCACCUGAAGCGGAGCAGGAAGAAGAAAACGACGACGAGGAGCUCGAGGAGAGGGUGUAUUUCGACAAGAGUAGCAACUCUACCACAACUUGGCAGCUGCCGACGAAGAUCCGGACCGUCUUUGUGGCGACCGACAACUGCACAAAGCUCGUGGAUUUCCAAAUAUGCUCCAGAAAAAGACCGACAGGUCAUAUUUGUAAUGCAAAAAUAAAUAGACAAAAAAAUCUGUAUUGCAUGCCCUAAACAGGAUGCUAUGGCCUCGCCCAUGACAGAUUUUCCUGUGUAUUUAUUUUUGCAUUACAAAUAUGCCCUGCCUGCUUUUUUCUGUGGGAUACCAAAACUGUGAUGCGUACAAGAGGAACAGAUGGACGCUCGCGUCGUUUUGUCGACGGGAAGAUGGUCCUCGUGGUGAGCUUUCUGGGGGUCGCGAUCAAGAAGAUCGUGCAAGUGAUACAACAACUCAAACGAACAGAGGUACGACUAAGGCAGCGGUAAUAUCCGACAGUGCGGUGUUCUUUCAGGGGCACCAGAACGAUCAGGACCGACGAGGAGGGCUCCCACCAGAAGUGGCAGGGGAAAAUAAAGGACCACACGAGCAGGACCAACAUCAGAGCAGUACCAGACCUGCCGAGCAGCAACCGCACAACGCCGACAGUACAACUUCUAGUGCGUCGACGGAGUUGGUUGACCAGCUGGUGAGCGGCGAAGUGGAUUUAUCCGAGGCAGAAAACAUCCUAUCAAAUGCAAAUAUGUCUGGGUCUGGAAGAAUGCAAGUUUGUCAUGCUUGUCUGACAUGACUCGAGUAGAGUCUGUGUUGCAUAGGCACGAAAAGGCCCUCUUACCUGUCAUGCAAAAACGCAGUUUGCCGCACGGAAUACGAAUACGUAAGACAUGGCAGCGUGUUGCAGUGCGUAUUUGUCUAUCAUUCACUUUUAGCAUUACAAUACAAGUUUCCAGACCCAGACAUAUUUGCAGUUCAUACAUCCACCACACGGCCAAAAUGCUCGCGGAGUCCGAGUGGAGUCACCCGAAGCGCGGGACCGGCGCGGAAGACCUCUACCGACUCUGGGCGGAGGUGAUUCUGCUCACGAAGGCUACUUUUGCGGUCGGCACGUUCUCCAGCAACUUGUCGCGAUUGGUGCAGGUGUUGCGCCAGCAGCCGCAGAACACGAUGCUGUCGUUGGACAUGAGGUGGAAACCGGGCUGAUGACUCUGUCCUGUAUUUUUCGGCAAGAACGGCAACAACCACGUACGGAUCAUCUUUAGCGGACGAAGAACAUCGCGCGGAGUUGACAAGAAACCUCAUCCGUGUUCUUGUAGGAGCGCAUAAGCGUGUUGUAUUCUAGAACCACAUAAGUUUGAAUUUCGAGCCGGCCGUGAU
Molecule: messenger RNA, 6723 nt
Organism: Amoebophrya sp. A120
Lineage: Eukaryota; Dinophyceae; Syndiniales; Amoebophryaceae
Source: the annotation of a GenBank genome assembly